CCUGGGAAGACCGGUCUUUUCUCGCUCGCGCACCUCGCUCCGCUUCCUCUGCAACCUUGUCUGACAAACCCGAUAUGGCUGAGAUUGAGAAAUUCGAUAAGUCGAAAUUGAAGAAGACAGAAACACAAGAGAAAAAUCCAUUGCCUUCAAAAGAAACGAUUGAACAGGAGAAGCAAGCGGGCGAAUCAUAAUGAGGUGGGCGCCGCUGAUACGCACUAUACAUUCCACAAGCAUUGCCUUCUUAUUUCUUUUUAGCUGUUUAACUUUUAAGAUGCAAAGAGGUUGGAUCAAGUUUAAAUGACUGUGGUCCCCCCCGUUCUUAU
Messenger RNA from Mustela lutreola (European mink), 323 nucleotides. RefSeq names its product thymosin beta-4. The transcript has a single exon. Gene Ontology annotation, molecular function: actin monomer binding. Lineage: Eukaryota; Metazoa; Chordata; Mammalia; Carnivora; Mustelidae. Gene Ontology annotation, biological process: actin filament organization; regulation of cell migration. Bases 75 to 191 code for a protein of 38 amino acids. The record is from RefSeq and is a predicted model, not a curated record. Gene Ontology annotation, cellular component: cytoplasm.